Erpetoichthys calabaricus (reedfish) is the source of this 2706-nucleotide messenger RNA. RefSeq names its product signal transducer and activator of transcription 4 (gene stat4). Bases 43 to 2286 code for a protein of 747 amino acids. Gene Ontology annotation, biological process: response to peptide hormone; regulation of cell population proliferation; cytokine-mediated signaling pathway. The transcript is spliced from 24 exons. The record is from RefSeq and is a predicted model, not a curated record. Gene Ontology annotation, molecular function: RNA polymerase II cis-regulatory region sequence-specific DNA binding; DNA-binding transcription factor activity, RNA polymerase II-specific. NCBI's taxonomy places the organism in Eukaryota, Metazoa, Chordata, Cladistia, Polypteriformes, Polypteridae.
GCGACCCCCGUGACACAGGCAUCCCUCCCGUCCUUCGUUCCAAUGGGCUCGGGCUGUGAACUCAGCAUGAGUCAGUGGAAGCAGGUGCAGCAGCUGGAGAUGAAGUUCCUGGAGCAGGUGGACCACUUCUACGAUGACAACUUUCCCAUGGAGGUGCGUCAGUUCCUGGCCGAGUGGAUCGAGGCCCAGGAGUGGGAUGUUGCCUGCAACCACGAGGCCAUGUCCACCAUCCUCUUCCAAAACCUGCUGGCUCAGCUGGAGGACCAGUAUGUCCAGGAGAAGAACUUCCUGCAGAGACACAACCUGAAACGCAUCAAGCAGCAGCUGCAGGUGAAGUACAAGACCAACCCGCUGCACAUGGCCACCGUCAUCUCCAGCUGCCUGAGGGAGGAGAGGAGGAUCAUCGCUGCUGCCAGCAUGGUGGAGCAGGGUCCGCUGGAGAAGUCCAUGCAGAACUCCGUGGUAUUUGAGCGGCAGAGGAAUCUGGAGAACCGGGUGGUGGUGGUCCGCAGGAGCGUGCAGAUGGUCGAGCAGGGAGUCAAGUUUCUGGAGAACAUGCAGGACGAGUUUGACUUCCGCUUUAAAACACUGCAGUCCAAAGACCCCGCCGAACGCAACAAUGAGCAAGCCAGGCUGGAGGUGGUCCGACUUCAGGACAUGCUGAACUUGCUGGACUUCAAGAGAAAGGAGACGCUCGGGAAGAUUGCAGAACUGAUCAAGGAGAUCGAUGCGGUCAUGAGCACCCAGCUGACCGAGGAGCUGCGGGACUGGAAGAGGCGGCAGCAGAUCGCGUGUAUUGGGGGGCCGCUUCUCACAGGGCUGGACCAGCUGCAGAACUGGUUCACAAUGAUCGCACAGAGCCUCUUCUACAUCAGGCGCCACUUAGACAAGCUGGAGGAGCUCGUCAUGAAGGUGACGUACGACGGCGACCCAAUUCCUCUGCAGAAGCCCGAGCUGGAGGAGCGCGUCAAGUGCCUGAUCUACCAUCUCAUCAAAAGCUCCUUCGUGGUCGAGAGGCAGCCCUGCAUGCCAACCCAUCUUCAGCGGCAGCUGGUCAUCAAAACUGGAGUGUUCUUCACCAUGAAGCUGAGGCUGUUGGUCAAACUGCCAGAAAUCAACUACCAGCUGAACGUCAAGACCAUCUUUGACAAGGACCUUCCCGCUGGCAGAGUAAGUCGUCAGUUCUUCAUCCAGGGGACCAGCAUCAAGGCGAUGGACUUGGAGGACUCAUCCAAUGGCUGCUUGUCCGUCGAAUUCCGACACCUGCAGCUGAAAGAACGCAAGCUGUGCAACGGGUCCAAGGGAAACGAGGUCCCGGUGACGGUCACAGAGGAGCUCCACUCCUUCAGCUUCGAGGCCCAGCUGUGUCUUCAGGGCUUGACCGUAGACCUGGAGACCUGCUCCUUGCCCAUAGUGGUCAUCUCCAACGUGAGCCAGCUGCCCGGAGGCUGGGCCUCCGUCAUUUGGUACAACCUGUUGACUGAUGACCCUAAGAAUUUGUCCUUCUUUAGCAGUCCACCGGCCGCCAGCUGGUCACAACUGUCUGAGGUGCUGAGCUGGCAGUUUUCUUCCUUCGUGGGACGAGGCCUCAAUGCGGAGCAGUUGGCAAUGUUGGCAGAGAAGCUCUUGGGCCAGCAAGCCGCGUUCAGUGAUUGCCAGUUUUCUUGGGCUAAGUUCUUCAAGGAGAACAUCCCGGGCAAACCGUUCAGCUUCUGGCUGUGGCUUGACUCCAUCCUGGAACUGAUCAAGAAGCACCUACUGCCACUCUGGAUCGAUGGGUACAUCAUGGGCUUUGUCAGUAAGGAGAUGGAGCGGGCGCUGCUGAAGGACAAGGAGCCAGGCACGUUCCUGCUGCGAUUCAGUGAGAGCCACUUGGGUGGCAUCACAUUCACCUGGGUGGACCACUCUGAGAAUGGAGAGGUCAAGUUUCACUCAGUUGAGCCGUACACUAAGAGCCGCCUGGCAGCGCUGCCCUUUGCCAACAUCCUUCGCGACUACAAAGUCAUCGUGGACGGGAAUGUUCCCGAAAACCCCCUGAAAUUGCUGUACCCGGGCAUUGCCAAGGAUGAGGCCUUUGGGAAGCACUACAACAGCCAGCCAUGUAAAGACUCCCAGUACAUCUCUUCUGUCUUCAUUCCUGUCUCUCAGUUCACCAAUGUGUCUGCGGCACCCUUCUCAUCGCUGGACUUGCUGCCCAUGUCGCCAGGAGAGUUUGAUGUGCUCAAGAAGCAGCUGAGCCCAGUGGAGUUUGAGACGGCGAUGAACUCCCCCUGCUAUGCUGAGUAAGCCCGCCAAUGCCAGCGACCCUUGCUAAGGAGAGGCAGAGCCACUUGGAACAGCCCGAUGUGCCAGCCUGGUGUGGGGUUGUUGAGCUGAUGAGCGAGUGCCCAACUGACUGCACUUCCUCAUGAGGCUUCUGCUGCCAACUGACAAAGGUGCCAUGUCCUUUACAGCUCUUGAGUGAUGCCAGUCUGACCAUUUAGGGUCACCAGACAGGACAUGGGCACAGGGCAGGACACUUCCUCAAGCCCGGAGCUAACAAUGUCCAAGUGCCUUGAGAUGGUGUUCACCAUGAAAGGCGCUAUAUACACCAUAUGUUUCUAUAUAUAUAUAUAUAUAUAUAUAUAUACUGUAUACACAUCUAAAGGUGCUUGGCUGUAAAUAUUCAUUCCACUGUUUAUGUGUACGAUAAACCUUUAAGAUGAA